AUGGCAACCGAAGCCGACGGUGAACAGCGGGAUCGCCCUCAGCCUCUCGUCGCGUCUGAGCAUGACCGCGGGUCGACACCCGAUGCGGAGCACGCCCGGCCCCGGAAGCGCACCCGGAGAGCGUGCGACAAGUGCAGCGCCUCGAGGACUCGCUGUGACGGAGAAUAUCCCUGUCGUCGUUGCGAAGACUACGGAUACACUUGUCGUUAUAAUCGCGAAGUAAAGAAACGAGGGCGUCUGCCGGCCUCGGCUACAGCAAACCACAAGAGCAAUGGCAGCAUCAGUAAUCGGAGAGACUCAUGGGCUUCGUCGACCCGACGGGGAAGCAUCAUACGACGAGAGUCUAACAUAGGACACACCAGCAAUGGCAGCAGCAAUGGUAACGGCAUCUCGAGAGCAUCUGUCUCGUCUCCUUCAGCCAGUAUCAGCUCCAGCUCGGCUGCACGCCAUUCACUCACUGACGCUGUGGAUGUGACCACGGCCACUACUGAGGAUGAUCAGAUCACUCUGCAGGACGCUCGCCAAGAUGUCCUGCACUCCAUCAGCCAGCCUUAUCCUCAAAGUCGGCCAGCACCGCCGCUCAGCGUCCCGUCUCUCAUCCAGGUCGGAAUCCAGCCGCCGAUGCCGCCACGCUCCUCUAUAAGCAAUCCCUUAUCUGUGAAUGUUUUCGAUGGGCAAUUUGGAGACAAUGAAGUUGCCUUGUCUGACGGAAGCGUUGGCUAUCCAUCGCCAGUCGACAGACGGUCCCAUGCCGAGGCCGCCAAUGCCAGACAACACCGAGGCUCUUUCAAGUCUACUCCCAGCCAUGAACGGAACCGAGAGUCAUUCAGCACAAACAGCCACGACGCAGGAGGCUUGAUGCUGGACUUCUUCCACAAAGCGCCAAACGACGACUGCUGGUACAAGUUUCUCGAGCCAAUCCUGCCGUAUAUCCGCAACAUCAUUCCUGCCUCUGUUGCGUGCGACUUGCUGGAAAUCUUCCUGACGGAUCCCGGAAGUUCGCUUUUUCGCGUUGCUUCGCCAUAUAUUUUGACCAGAGUCUUUCGCAAAAAGUCGAUUACGCAUCCGACCAACCCUCGAUAUACCACGCCUGCAUUGCUUGCGACGAUUCUGUGGUGCGUGGCGCAAACUGCUGAUGUGAUGAUGCUGCAUGUGCCGGGGACAAGGGCAAAGAUUGUCAAUGACUUGUAUGAUUUGGCAACGUCUUUGAUCUCUGAACGUGAUCCGGAUCGAUGGCGGCGAAUCCACGGUGGUCUCAGAGCCGAAAACGAGACUCCCCAUCCGCGGAUCCCCAAUCCUGCAACAGUGCCGAAAACCACCGUAAACAAUGAACCUGCCGGUGAAAUCGACGACGUCUUGACUUUUAUCCUCCUCUCCAUUGCCGUCUCCGGCUCCGACUUCAAGUCUGACUGCUACAAGUGGUGGUCAAAGGCAACCAGACUGGCCUUUUCGCUGGGCCUCAAUCGAGAAGACGAGCAAUGCGCUGGACCCGUAACUCCUUGUGCAAAUCCUCUUUGUUCAUGCCGAAAGGAGCAGGAUGGCAGCUUGUACAAUCUGGAGCAUCGUGAGGAACGCAGGAGAGUCUUUUGGCUUCUGUACGCUCUGGAUCGGCAUCUGGCCUUGUCUUUCAACUCGGCGCUGACAAUACCUGAUUCAUACUGCGAAGUCUAUUCCCCCCUACCUGAAGCUGUUUGGGAAAAUCUCGACACCAUUCCUCCCAACGAGAUGCCCGUUCGAACCAUUGGACCACCAACAACAGCCUCUGGAUCUGCCUUUUUCGAAUAUUUCUUACCGCUCAUGGCUAUACUAGGAGACAUCAUAGAGGUUCAUCACAGGCGCCGUCACCCACGCCUUGGAGAUUUAGACGAUUCACACUCCGUGUCUGUCAUCCAAGGGCUUCUCACAACAUACGAAUUGAGUCUCGCGGCACUCUCGUCAGAAGGCAACGACAGCGGCAUCGUUCCCCUGCCCAUCCACACGCCAAGGGGCAUGGUCGCCGGCAUGCCUUCGCGAUCAUCCAUGUCCCAUCCGUAUCCUCCAUCUACAGCGCCAUACAACGCGAGUGAUCCGUCCAAGAUGCGCCUCGCCAAGGCCUACAGCACGCAUAUUCUCCAUGUGCUGCAUGUACUCCUGCACGGUAAAUGGGAUGCCAUAUCCAUGCUGGACGAUGGCGAUGACUGGAUCACAUCCAAGAGAUUCAACGAGUGCGCGUCACAUGCCAUUUCUGCGUCGCAGUCUGUUUCAACAAUUUUGACAAUCGACCCGGAGCUUACCUUUAUGUCUUAUCUGUUUGGCAUAUAUCUCCUGCAGGGAAGCUUUAUCCUUCUUCUCUUUGCGGACAGGAUGCCUCAGCUGGGGCCGAACGAGUCGGUGGCGCAGGCAUGCGAGAAUAUCAUUCGAGCGCAUGAGGUAUGCGUUGUAACGCUGAGCACGGAAUUCCAGAAAAACUUUCGAACAGUAUUACGAUCCACUCUGUAUAGCGUCCAGGGAGCGGGAACGACGAACUGGGAUGAGCAUCGUUCGAGACGAAGAGCUCUGUCUUUGUACAGAUGGACGAAAGGAGCCAAGGGUCUAGCAUUAUGA
Molecule: messenger RNA, 2583 nt
Organism: Trichoderma gamsii
Lineage: Eukaryota; Fungi; Ascomycota; Sordariomycetes; Hypocreales; Hypocreaceae
Product: transcriptional activator xlnR
Exons: 6
Coding region: 1-2583 (860 amino acids)
Biological process (GO): DNA-templated transcription; regulation of DNA-templated transcription
Molecular function (GO): DNA binding; zinc ion binding; DNA-binding transcription factor activity, RNA polymerase II-specific
Source: RefSeq, a predicted model, not a curated record